GACUGGAACCACAGAACACUAAUGUUAUUGAACUCAAAAAAUAAAUAUAAGCUUUAAAAAAUAAAAAGUGAUUUUAUCGCCAGUGAAAAUAAUAAAUCACCAAUGGAUGAAGGGAUAUCCGAUCUCAGCAAAUUAGCUGAAGAUUCGAAUUCAUCUCCCAAAGCAAAUGAUAAUGAAAAUGAUGGAAAAACAAAUGAGGAAAAAGUGGAAAGGAAGAAGAAUGAACAAUUGGGAAACUGCUAUUGUGGUAAAGAAAGGAAUUUGAAUAUAGUGGAGUUACUAUGCGCUAAUUGUAAUAGGUGGUUUCAUGAGUCUUGCAUUGGAUAUCAAAUGGGAAAAUUGGUGCCGUUUCUCAGCAAUUACGUCUUUCUUUGUAAAAAUUGUUCACCAUCCAAUCUAGAGAGUUUCCGGAAAACUCAAGCACAAAUAACUCAAAUGUGUGUAACGGCAAUAGCCAAUUUGCAACAAGCCAGUGCUAAAGAAGGAUCCAACAAACUGAUGUUCAGUAAAGAAAAAGAAAUUAUACCAUAUAUUGAACAUCACUGGGAAGCUCUAACAACAACCUCUCGAAGGGUAACCCAGUCCUGGCACCUAACUGUCCAAAAGGCUCUCAUGAAAGAGAUUCACAUACUAUUUGUCUUCGAAGACAACCCUGAAGAUGGACAUAUGUAUGGUUUGAUAGAUUCUGACUUGACCCGCAUCAGACCAAAUUAUGAUGCCAUGGUUAAAGGAGGCUUUCUGAAGGUCACCGAAUUGGGCAUUCAACAUGGUUCCUCAGCUGGUAACGUGAAAUCAAGAAAAACGAAAAGCAAGGCUCCCGAUGUGAAUGUAUCUGGAAAGAAGGGUAGGAAUUUGGAUGUUGGAAGUGUUAAAUUGCCUUCUCAUGGAUAUCCUAUGGACCAUCCCUUCAACAAGGAUGGCUAUAGGUACCUACUCGCCGAACCUGACCCCCACGCGCCAUUCAGACAAGAAUUCGAUGAGAGCUCUGAUUGGGCUGGAAAACCGAUACCAGGGUGGUUAUACCGUACCUUGAUACCAAGCACCGUACUGUUGGCCCUUCACGAUCGAGCACCUCAGCUGAAAAUUUCAGAGGAUCGACUGUCUGUCACUGGCGAUAAGGGAUAUUCUACCGUCAGAGCUACGCAUUGUGUGACAAAGGGGGUUUGGUAUUGGGAGGUCAACAUAGACGAGAUGCCGGAGGGAACAGCGAGUAGGAUCGGCUGGGGUCAAGACUACGCAAAUCUGCAGGCACCCCUGGGCUACGACAACUUCGGCUAUUCUUGGAGGUCCAGGAAAGGAACGAAAUUCCACAUGUCGAAUGGCAAACAUUACUCCGAUGUCGGUUACGGAGAAGGCGAUACUAUUGGUUUCUUGAUCAUCUUGCCUCAAAACAGUUCAACACAACUAGUUCCUAACACCUUUAAAGAUAAACCCUUGGUGAAGUUCAAGAGCCACCUGUAUCAUGAAGAGAAGGACAACAUUCCGAACCGCUUGAAAACCUUGCAGGAACUUCCGGGAAGCAAGAUCAUUAAUUUUAAAAACGGCGUAUCUCAAGGCGCCGCUUUCGAGAAUAUUUAUCAGGGAAGUUAUUAUCCGACGAUAUCGCUGUUUAGAAAUGUUACGGUCACUGCCAAUUUUGGACCUAAUUUUAAAUAUCCACCGCCUGCUGAGUUCAAUUGGAGAGGGAUGCACGAGAAAGCAGAAGAGGCGAUUUGUGAACAAACCCUUGCUGAUAUUCUCUACCUGACAGAAAAUGAAGGAAAAUUGAGACUGGACAGUUUUGUGCUUUGAAGUUUUCUUCUUUUUCAGUGCGAUUGACAAAAAAAAAUCAGUUGUAAAAUAAGUAUUUCUAAUUUUCUAUAUUUGUAAACACACGAAUAGAACAAAAUAUAGUGA
Molecule: messenger RNA, 1896 nt
Organism: Coccinella septempunctata (seven-spotted ladybird)
Lineage: Eukaryota; Metazoa; Arthropoda; Insecta; Coleoptera; Coccinellidae
Gene: ash2
Product: set1/Ash2 histone methyltransferase complex subunit ASH2
Exons: 9
Coding region: 103-1791 (562 amino acids)
Cellular component (GO): Set1C/COMPASS complex
Molecular function (GO): protein binding; transcription cis-regulatory region binding
Source: RefSeq, a predicted model, not a curated record